GCGACGUUUUGCAUUUCAGGCUGCCGGGCAGCCGGACUCGCCGUCGCUGCAUUUUUUUUCGGUGGGCGGAGGAGUCCGAUCGGUGUUUUCAUUAGCGUUGGCUUCUGCGGCGUUCGGGAGUUUUUCGAAUUUUGUAGUUCCAAAUAGCGGCUAGGGAAGUAACCACCAUGGCUUUAUCCCACUUCACGGCCGCCAUGGCCGCCGCCAAGCCCUUCCCCGGCGCUCGCACCUUCUUGAACGCCAGGGUAAAGUGGGUCCGGGACCCGUACCUCGACAAGGCAGUCGAGAACGAGAAGAAUCUCAAACCCUUACUCAGUCUCAAGGCAUUAAUCGUCUCCCAACCCUCCAAAACCCUACCGCUCCGAAUCAUUUCUCCUCUGCGGCCCCAGCUCAGGCUCCCAACCACCGCCCUGGAUUUCGUCCGGAAGUAUCAUUACCUUUUCAAGCUUUUCCGGCCUCCGAAUAUGCGGCUAUCCACUCCUCACGUGAAGCUCACCCCGAAGGCUCUGUCUCUGCACAACGAUGAAAUGCUAAUCACAGGCCUUUCGCAUUACCGGAAAGACUUGGCUGAAAGGCUGGCGAAGCUCCUGAUGAUCGCCAGAGCUAGAAGACUCCCUCUGGGUGUGAUUGACAAGUUCAGGUUCGAUUUGGGCUUGCCCCAUGAUUAUUUACUCAGUUUUCUACCUGAAUUUCCAGAUUAUUUUCAGAUUUGUGACAUGGUGGCUGAUAAUCCUUCACCAUUGGGUCCCCAAGAAUUUGGAUUAGAAUUGGUUAGAUGGAGGGAUGAUUUAUCUGUAUCUGUUAUGGAAAAACAGUGGAGAGGUGAGGAUUCUGAGACUAGACGGAGAGGACCCAUUAGGUUUCCGAUGAAUUUACCCAGGGGGUUUGAUUUGGAGAAGAGGGUGAAGAAUUGGGUUGAUGAAUGGCAAAACUUGCCUUACAUUUCUCCAUAUGAGGAUGCUUUCCAUUUGAAUCCCAGUAGCGACCAGGCAGAGAAGUGGGCAGUGGCUGUGAUUCAUGAAGUACUCAACUUGCUAGUGUCGAAGAAGACAGAGAAGGAGAAUCUUUACUAUUUGGGGGACUAUUUGGGAUUUGGAAUGAGAUUCAAAAAGGCUUUGGCUCAUCACCCAGGGAUAUUUUACGUGUCUAAUAAAAUUAGCACACAAACGGUAGUUCUGAGGGAAGCUUUUAAUAAGAAUUUAUUGAUUGAGAAGCAUCCAUUGAUAGGUUUGAGAUACAAAUACAUUUAUCUCAUGAACUUAGUGUUAAGAAGGGGCAUUCCCAUACAUGCCGCAGCCAUUCGAAAUAGAGAACGCUUGGCUUCUAUUAAAGGACGAAACAUUGGGAAAGAGGGAAGGGGCCAAAGAUUAGCAAGAAUUGGUGAUCGCUAUCAUGGAAAUCAGAAUUAAAACACAUACUGUGAUUUCCAACUCCUGUUUUCACGCUAAGGCUUCUCCAGUUAAAGGUGCCUUAUUCCAAUGGCAUGAGAAAUUUGCUUUGUCCAUGGAUCCCUAGGACGUCCGGGUUCACUGGCUCGAGAAGAUUGUGUGAUGAUGUAACACCCUUAACUUCUCUAUUAACACCAAUCAUAACAUCAGGUGAUGGUAAAACUGAAGCAGGGAAAGCAAUUUUGAAGCCCUCAACAGUUCAGAAGAAAUAAAACAGGUGUGUGAUA
Cuscuta campestris is the source of this 1675-nucleotide messenger RNA. The record is from the annotation of a GenBank genome assembly. Lineage: Eukaryota; Viridiplantae; Streptophyta; Magnoliopsida; Solanales; Convolvulaceae.